Messenger RNA from Acaulospora colombiana, 572 nucleotides. Lineage: Eukaryota; Fungi; Glomeromycota; Glomeromycetes; Diversisporales; Acaulosporaceae. The record is from the annotation of a GenBank genome assembly.
GUGAGUUCCCCGAUAGUGGAACAGUCAACAGGGUAGGUGGCAGAAGCCUCCAGCCUCACAUGCAACUGACCUCAUCCAUCGCUUCAACCAUGCGUUGUUGGGCAAUAUUACUUUUGGCCUUGAUAGGCCUUGUAAACGCUCAAACUAGGACCAUAACAACAGAAGGAGCCACCGUUGUGGUCGAUGUCACGACUACUGUAAAUGGUAACGGGGAUGCAGUUACAACUACAUCGAUCAUACGCACGCUCGGAGGCGAUGACGGUCCUUUCGCAGGUCAACCACCAGACACAAACCAGCCGGCUCAACCAACCUAUUACUGGGUCACUUCAUACGAUGCCAACGGUAACUCUGUAGUCAACUCCUAUCUCUUUAGUCCCACUUUUGCCCCAUCAUCCGCAGCGGUACAAUACACUCAAGGCACCAUCUACGAUUACGAUUCCUGGACUGCCCAAUUUGCAACACAGACUGUUGUUCCAAGUUCCGCAUCACCGGGGACGUCGAAAGAAUCUGUACUGGCAUUGAGCAUGUCUCUGUGUGCAAUCGUCACCGGAAUGUUCUUUGUUCUCCUAUGA